AUGAAAAUGGUACAAAAACUUAUGAUCUAUAAUCUUAGUACAGGUAAAGAUUAUUCUAUGUUAGAAAUGAUCAAAGCAUUAGAAAAAGCAUUGGGUAAAAUAAUUGCUUAUAAAGAAUGUCUUCGACAGCCAAGUGAUCUUGCAUCUGUUUAUGCUGAUUCUACUGUAUCUGCAAAAGAACUCAGAUGGAAAGUUCAACGAGGUUUAGAUGAUAUGGGUCGAUAUUUAUGGCGAUGGCAAUCGAAUAAUCCAAAUGAAUUUCAAUAG
This is a messenger RNA of Rotaria sp. Silwood2, 267 nucleotides long. NCBI's taxonomy places the organism in Eukaryota, Metazoa, Rotifera, Eurotatoria, Philodinida, Philodinidae. The record is from the annotation of a GenBank genome assembly.